Molecule: messenger RNA, 3652 nt
Organism: Spea bombifrons (plains spadefoot toad)
Lineage: Eukaryota; Metazoa; Chordata; Amphibia; Anura; Pelobatidae
Gene: TNPO3
Product: transportin 3
Exons: 23
Coding region: 273-3056 (927 amino acids)
Biological process (GO): protein import into nucleus
Cellular component (GO): nuclear membrane; cytoplasm
Source: RefSeq, a predicted model, not a curated record
UCCUGCCCGCGAAGCAACCGCCUUCCUGAGGUGCCGGAGAGAUUGGGAGGGUGUGUGUUACGGGAGCGAACCCAUAGGUAGUAAGAUACUUAUUUUCCGGCUCCCCUCCCUGAGGUACCUGGGGAGAGGAGGCGGAACUCAGAGGUGCGUGAAUCUUAUUCCUGACCGGACCAGUUUACGGGUGCACACUAGCAGCUGCGGCCGAGGUGGAGGAUGAAGCCUGAGGAGAGGCGACUGUGAAGCACCUAGAUAUUGACUAUCGUGACCGAAACAUGGACGGAAAGCCCGACCUUCAGACUGUGUACCAGGCCGUGCAGUCCCUAUACCACGACCCGGAUCCUAGCGGCAAAGAGAGGGCCUCGUUCUGGCUGGGGGAGCUGCAGAGAUCGGUCUACGCUUGGGAGAUCUCAGACCAGCUGCUGCAAAUCCGUCAGGAUGUGGAGUCCUGCUACUUUGCUGCGCAGACGAUGAAGAUGAAGAUUCAGACUUCUUUCUAUGAACUUCCCACAGACUCGCAUGCCUCCCUGAGGGAUUCCCUGUUGUCACAUAUUCAGACUUUAAAGGACCUGUCUCCGGUCAUUGUAACCCAGUUGGCCUUAGCAAUAGCAGAUCUGGCCCUACAGAUGCCUUCUUGGAAAGGCUGUGUGCAGACACUCGUAGAAUCAUACAGCAAUGAUGUGACUUCAUUACCCUUCCUUUUGGAGAUUCUUACUGUACUACCAGAGGAAGUUCACAGCCGAUCGCUGCGCAUCGGUGCCAACCGCCGCUCAGAAAUAAUUGAAGACCUUGCUUAUUACUCUAGUACCGUAGUGUCUCUGUUGAUGACUUCUGUGGAGAAAUCGGGGGACAAUGAGAAGAUGUUAAUAAAAACUUUUAAAUGUUUGGGGAGUUGGUUCAACCUGGGAGUCCUGGACAGCAACUUCAUGGCCAACAACCGUCUCUUGAUGUUGCUCUUUCAGGUCCUGCAACAGGACCAGACACCAUCCAAUCUGCAUGAAGCAGCCUCUGAUUGUGUGUGUUCCGCCCUUUAUGCCAUUGAGAACCUAGACAAUAAUCUGCCUCUAGGAACACAGCUCUUUCAGGGAGUGCUGACCCUUGAGACUGCAUACCAUAUGGCUGUGGCCCGUGAAGAUAUAGACAAGGUGCUGAAUUACUGCCGGAUUUUCACAGAACUAUGUGAAACCUUCCUGGAAAAGAUUGUGUCCACGCCAUGUCGGGAUUUGGGCAACAUGCGCACGCUGGAACUACUCCUAAUCUGUGCAGGGCACCCCCAGUAUGAGGUAGUUGAAAUCUCCUUUAACUUCUGGUAUAGACUGGGAGAACAUCUCUACAAAAUAAACGACCCUGUGUUGCAUAAUAUCUUCAGACCAUACAUUCAGAGGCUUCUUCAUGCUCUAGCAAGGCACUGUCAGCUUGAUUCAGACCACGAGGGUGUUCCUGAGGAUACUGAUGACUUUGGAGAGUUCCGCAUGAGAGUGUCUGAUUUGGUGAAGGAUUUAAUCUUUCUGGUGGGCUCCAUGGAAUGUUUCUGUCAGCUGUAUUCUACUUUAAAAGAUGGGAAUCCUCCUUGGGAAGUGACUGAAGCUGUGCUUUUUAUCAUGGCCUCCAUUGCCAAGAGCGUUGAUCCAGAGAACAACCCCACCUUAAUGGAAGUACUGGACGGAGUUGUGAGGCUUCCUGAGUCUGUUCACAUUGCUGUACGUUACACUAGUAUAGAACUGGUGGGAGAGAUGUGCGAGGUGGUAGACAGAAACCCACAGUUUCUUGACCCUGUGUUAUCCUAUUUAAUGAAAGGACUGUGUCAGCAAUCCCUGGCUUCUCCAUCCGCCAAAGCUAUCCAAAACAUUUGCUCUGUGUGUCGGGACCACAUGGCACAACACUUUAAUGGACUUCUGGAGAUUGCUCGGUCCCUGGACUCUUUCCCACUGCCCCCGGAGGCUGCUGUGGGACUCUUAAAAGGCACUGCACUUGUCUUGGCACGCUUGCCCCUGGAAAAGAUCUCAGAGUGCCUGAGUGAGCUAUGUUCUGUUCAAGUUACAUCUCUGAAGAAGCUGCUUUCCCAGGAUUCUAGUAAUGGCAUAUCCUCUGAUCCAACAUUGUUUUUGGACAGAUUGGCUGUCAUUUUUAGGCAUACAAAUCCCAUAGUAGAGAACGGGCAGACUCAUCCAUGCCAGAAAGUCAUCCAGGAGUUCUCUCUCUGUCAGAUUUGGCCUGUGAUGUCGGAGACUCUGAACAAACACCGUGCUGAUAAUCGUAUAGUUGAGCGCUGCUGUCGCUGUCUGCGUUUCGCUGUGCGCUGUGUUGGGAAAGGAUCUGCUGCACUCUUGCAGCCACUGGUGACCCAGAUGGUCAAUGUGUACCAAGUUCACCAACACUCGUGCUUCCUAUACCUGGGCAGCAUCCUUGUUGAUGAGUAUGGAAUGGAGGAAGGCUGCCAACAAGGGCUGCUUGAUAUGCUACAGGCUCUGUGUGUCCCCACCUUCCAACUUCUGGAACAUCAGAAUGGCCUGCGAAAUCACCCAGACACUGUUGAUGACCUCUUUCGACUGUUCACCAGGUUUGUCCAGCGGUGUCCCAUUGUCCUGCUACGCAGUCAGGUGCUGGUCCAUGUAUUACAGUGGGCUGUUGCCGCCACUACACUAGACCACCGGGACGCCAACUGUAGUGUCAUGAAGUUUUUGCGUGAUCUUAUACACACUGGAGUGUCCAAUGAUCAUGAGGAAAACUUUGAGGUACGCAAGGACUUGAUCCGACAGAUCCUCAACCAGUACGGACAGCAGUUCAUUAGCCAACUGCUACAUGCCUGUUGUUUCUGUUUGCCGCCCUAUACACUGCCAGACGUGGCUGAAGUCGUAUGGGAGAUCAUGAUAUUCGACAGACCGACAUUUUGCCGGUUGUUGGAAGCAUCGUUGAAAAGUUUACCAAAGGAGACAUCAGGAGGAGCAGUAACCGUGACGCACAAGCAGUUAACAGACUUCCACAAGCAAGUCACAAGUGCCGAGGAAUGUAAACAGGUGUGUUGGGCUCUGAGAGAUUUCACCAGGUUAUUCCGAUAGCUGCGUUCCUUCAUCCAGCCUGUCUUCCGUGUUAAAGACAGGUAACCUAGCCCAGUCAGACGGCCCCUCCUGAAAAGAGAACCAUUGUGGAUUGGCUUCUAUAACCCCCUAGCGUGCGUCAUGCCAAAAGGGGGACGCAGAUGAAUGAGAGCAAAGAGUGUCAAGCAAGUUUGGAGGAGGGCGUCCCAGCGUGACGUGUGCUUGAAGAACCUUAAAAGUAUAUCUGGGGAAAUAAAAGCUUAAACGUUUAACCCCUUCACUUCUGAGCAGAGGCAAGUAUCCCCCACAGAACUGUGCUGAAAGGCAGUGGCCGUAAGGUGUUGAAGUGCUUCUCCACCCUCUUCCACAGCAAUAAGGCACUCCACUAGAAGGCAUCUCCAGCUGUUCACUGGCAACAGGCUGGCACAGUGCCGUGUUGUCACAGACCUCGGUGGUGAAGGGGUUCUUAAGGCAAUGUUGAGUGCCUGGGCACAACAUUUGCGUUUUGGGAUGGGAGGGAUUGGGGAUAAAAAGGUGAGGUCGAUGGGUUUAGAGCUUUCCUUGAUGGACUCAUUUUAAAAAUAAAAAUAAAAAAAAAAGAAAAACCUAAAGAAAAA